GGGCGGUAGUGAAAUAUCACCGAGGCGCGCGCUUUAAAUCUCGCCGGUUGCGGUAGAGGGAUUCAGUGUGACGCAAGUGUUUGUAUGUAGCGAAUAUGGUGAGGACUAAGGCGGACAGCGCGGGCUCUUCAGCUUCUACGGGGAGCUACAGGAAGGCUGUUGCUGCCAGAGCACCAAGGAAAACAUUUGGGAGUAGUUCCAGUCCUUCCAAUCAUGUCACUUCACCAACUGGUAAAAAAUCUGAAAGUAAAUAUGCAGGUGGAAAUCCUGUAUGUGUCAGACCAAUUCCUACCUGGCAAAAAGGUAUAGGAGCAUUCUUUGGAUCCCCAUCUACAAGUCAGCCCGAGAAAGAAAAUAGAAUUCCGUCUGAUGAUGAGGAAGCUGGUGGCAGUGGUGCAGGAAAAGGAAAAGCACCCAGAAAGUCCCGUCCUUUGCCGCCAGAUCCAUCGGAGGAGGAAGCUGCUGAAUUGGAUGAUGAGUGAGACUAUAAUCUGUAUUUCCAAACAGGACUUCCAUUUUGUGUUGUAUAUUUGUAAAUAAAGUUUAUAGUCUUGAUUUUGUA
Messenger RNA from Xenopus laevis (African clawed frog), 562 nucleotides. RefSeq names its product PCNA clamp associated factor L homeolog (gene pclaf.L). The transcript is spliced from 4 exons. Gene Ontology annotation, molecular function: chromatin binding. Lineage: Eukaryota; Metazoa; Chordata; Amphibia; Anura; Pipidae. The record is from RefSeq and is a predicted model, not a curated record. Gene Ontology annotation, cellular component: nucleus; perinuclear region of cytoplasm. The coding region runs from base 96 to 482 and encodes 128 amino acids. Gene Ontology annotation, biological process: DNA damage response; regulation of cell cycle; translesion synthesis.